AUGACUAGCAGGUUCACGCAUCUGACUGCCAGCGGCAACAACGUCGUCCGCCAUCGCAAGAUGCUCGGUUUCGGACCAGUGCUGCCGCAUUCCAUCUACCGCAGGGAACCUCUCGCUACUCACUCUCCAGCCUCCUCGCGCUUCGUCGAGGACCUCACCCUCGAUACUGCUGCGGCCAGCUCCUUUGUCAUUCGCAAGGACUCGUCCACCGACAAGAACACCGGUGUCACCCACGUGUACGUUUCCGUCAAGGCCAGGCUCACGUUCGUGCAGGUCCCUCAAAGUGAAUCCACUGCAUACACUUGGAACAUGGUCGAUUCACUUGGAACAUGGUCAUCUGCAUCGUGGAAGAGAAGGGAUGGAAGACGAGGUAUUGGGUGGGUGGAAUCCCAUAUCGUCUGGAUCUGCCGAAAUGGGCCGUGA
Laetiporus sulphureus 93-53 is the source of this 423-nucleotide messenger RNA. RefSeq lists its product as uncharacterized. The record is from RefSeq and is a predicted model, not a curated record. NCBI's taxonomy places the organism in Eukaryota, Fungi, Basidiomycota, Agaricomycetes, Polyporales, Laetiporaceae. The transcript has 2 exons. The coding region runs from base 1 to 423 and encodes 140 amino acids.